This is a messenger RNA of Dioscorea cayenensis subsp. rotundata (Guinea yam), 853 nucleotides long. Its product is annotated as NDR1/HIN1-like protein 13. The transcript has 2 exons. Gene Ontology annotation, cellular component: plasma membrane. Bases 84 to 755 code for a protein of 223 amino acids. The record is from RefSeq and is a predicted model, not a curated record. Lineage: Eukaryota; Viridiplantae; Streptophyta; Magnoliopsida; Dioscoreales; Dioscoreaceae.
CUCCUCCUCCUCCUCCUCCUCCUCCUCCUUCUUCUUCUUCUUCUUCUUCUUCUUCUUCUUCUUCUUCUUCAUUACAGAACUAUAUGGCAUCAACACCAACACACAAUUUGAACAAGGUAACCAACCCUGAAAAUCCUCCAACACGCCAUGGCUUGGCCGGCGCCGUUCCUAAACCAAGCAAAGCCAAGCCCUUGACAUGGUUGUUUGGUAUUUUCUGCACUCUUCUUUCGUCGGCGAUAAUCAUUGCCGGCCUUACCGUGCUCAUAAUCUACCUAAUUUUCCGGCCUCGUAGCCCACAUCUUUUCAUCUCCGGCGCCACUCUCAACGCCGGCCACAUUGAUACCGAUAUGGGCAUUUACCUCAAUGCCGAUCUUACCAUUCUUGCCAACUUCUCCAAUCCUAAUCAUAAGGUGAAUAUCUUCUUUAGCUACAUAGAACUCGACCUUUACUUCAAUAACACUCUUAUCGCGGCACAAGCUAUCCCCGGCUUCUCCGAGAGGGCCGGGGAGACGGUGUUGAGGAGUUUGCAUAUGGUGACGAGCGAGGUGGUGAUAGGGGAAGCUAAAGCAAACGGAUGGUGGAAACAAGUGAAUGAAAAUAAGAUUGCAAUGGAGGUGAGAGGGAGGUUUAGAACAAGAUCAGACUUUGGUACCUUAUUACAUAUCACUUAUUGGUUGUACUCUCAUUGUUCUAUUGUUCUUAGUGAUCCUCCUGGUGGUGUGCUCCUCUCUUCUUCUUGUAGAACUAAACGUUGAGAGUUUUAGUUUAUUAUCUCAUUAUGAGUUAAUUUUUUAAUAUGUAAUUAUUGUUUUUUUGUUAAUGUUUAUUAUUGGAGUAAUUAAUAGUACUUGUG